Molecule: messenger RNA, 1327 nt
Organism: Daldinia decipiens
Lineage: Eukaryota; Fungi; Ascomycota; Sordariomycetes; Xylariales; Hypoxylaceae
Exons: 2
Coding region: 101-1111 (336 amino acids)
Source: RefSeq, a predicted model, not a curated record
CAACUUCACCAGGUUUUGUUUCAGAAUCCUUAUGCUUCCUAUCCAGACGCAAUAACCACUCGAAAUAUCCAUCUCGGCGCUCUUAGAACACCACCGUGAAAUGAAUUACCCCGUAUCCUGCGCAAACUGUGGCAAGCCAGCAACGACGAGAUGCUCCGGCUGUUUGACCGCGCCGGAGUAUCGACCUGGGGAUGCCCCAGCGACCGCGUACUGCGAUUCCAAAUGUCAACAACAGCAAUGGCCGACGCACAAAGUGCAGUGUCGCAUACUGAACAAGCGAAGAACCCUGCUAAGAAUUGCAGAGCUGUUGAAGACCGCCUUGUUCGCUUAUCGCGAAUGCGUGUAUGAUAUCCCUCUAACCGAAGUCAAGUAUGAGGAAGGCAUCCUCCGCUUACUGCUGGAUCCGAGGAAGAUCCCGUACCGUCCCUGGCAGAUUCCCUUCCCGAGCGACCUGAACAUCAGUCCUCAGCAUAAAGAAGCAGCCUUAGCAACCAACCAAUGCACGACUGCCCAAUGCCUUCUCGGACCCCUGGCUCGCUAUCUUCUCGGAGGAAUCGAAUCGACAUUCAAGGUCGUCGAAGUAAAUGCCGAGCCGAUAGUUCCGUGGAAGUUCGUAUGGCUGAGCGAUUCUAAGGACGAGCUGCGAAGCCUCGCCUGUACCGCCGUGACGCACACUAUCCUGCUCGUCUGGCUGCGCGGCGAGGGGUGGGUCAUCGAUACGACAGGAUGCCAGUUCGGCUUUGGGGACGUCCUCGUCCCGCUGAACACCUACUUCAAGAAGAGGGUGAAGAGCCUCGCCCGCGGACCAUUCGCGUAUACCGAGCACGAAACCAGCGACCUCGACGUCUUCGACUGCAAACUGGCUCUUAACGAUACCGACACGAAGCGUCUAAAAGCCGCACACGAGCGAGCGGGCCGCUUGCACUUUGCAAAGUUCGUCCGGGAACGUUUCGACCGCUACGAAUCCCCGCGUCCCUCGGAAGAGCUCCUGGGCGGUUCCUCGGAGGAGUUCCAGGUUAGGCUUGCUCGCUUCAAGGGCGAUUUGAAAGUACACAUGGCCAGUUUUGUGGACUUUGCUUCUGGAAAGGAACGUUUAAGCGAGUCUGGUUGACGUUUGAAUUUCCUUAUCGACUUGUGAUAGUAUAUUAUGGUUUCUGGGCUUCGGGUAUUCUCAAAUAACUACCGAAGCAACGGAUUAGUUUGAAAGUCGUUUACCUUGAUCCAUUAGAGGUACAUUUAUUUUCCUUCGUUUUGUAGGUGGAUUGGUAUUCAUUCACUAACGUCUAUGCGAAGCGACCUACUAAGUUUAAUUAUCUGUAACAAGGGC